Molecule: messenger RNA, 1444 nt
Organism: Oryza brachyantha (malo sina)
Lineage: Eukaryota; Viridiplantae; Streptophyta; Magnoliopsida; Poales; Poaceae
Product: GDSL esterase/lipase At4g28780-like
Exons: 5
Coding region: 46-1218 (390 amino acids)
Molecular function (GO): hydrolase activity, acting on ester bonds
Source: RefSeq, a predicted model, not a curated record
UGCACUUACCUCACUGGUAGCUCAAGCAGCUGAUUCGAAUCGGCCAUGGAGAAGAGGAGGUGGUGGAGCACGGCGGACGGAUUGCUGCGAGUGGCCGUUGCCGUUGCCGUUGCCGCCGCCUCCGCCGCCGCGGCGGAACGUGAGGUCCCGGCGAUGUACGUGUUCGGCGACUCGCUUGUCGACGUCGGCAACAACGACUUCCUGCCGCCGCCGGCGCCCAGGGCGCCGGAGCCUCCGUGCGGCGUCGACCUCCCGCCGGGGUUCGCCGGCGGCGGCGGCGGGCGCUUCACCAACGGCUUCAACCUCGCCGACAUCAUCGCGCAGCAUGUGGGGUUCAAGAUGAGCCCGCCGGCGUACCUCUCCCUGACGACGCCGGGAAGACGCGGCGACCUCCGGCGAGGCCUCGUCGGCGUCAACUAUGCCUCCAGCGGAUCCGGCAUCCUCGAUUUCACUGGGAACGGGACGAUCAGCCUGGGAGAGCAGGUCAAGCUCUUCGCCAACACGAAGGCGGCAAUGGUCGCUGCCGGCGAGGUCGACGGCGAGAGGAUCAACCACUUGCUCUCACGGUCACUGUUCAUCACUUGCACCGGUGGCAACGACUACGACGCCUUCACUGACGGCAUCGUCCCUGUCAGCGAGGCGCCGGCCUUCAUCGCCCACAUGGUCACCACUUACAUCAAGCACAUCAAGACGUUGUACAAGCUAGGAGCUAGGAGGCUGGGGAUACUUGACAUGCUGCCUCUGGGGUGUCUUCCCAUCUCCAGGCUUCCCAUGGAGAAUGGUUCAUGCAGUGAGGAAGACAACUGGCAGGGUCGUCUCUUCAACCGCCUCAUCCGGCGUGAGAUGGCCGCCGCAGUCGCCGGCUCCAUGCCGGACUUGAAGUACUCCAUCGGCAGCAUUUACCACACCUUCACUGACAUGACCGUGAAUCCAGAUUUAGCUGGGUUGAAGGAGGUGGCGAGGGCGUGCUGCGGAGAUGGCAAGCUGAACGCGGAGGCCGACUGCUCGGCGAACGCCAAGCUGUGCCCAGAUCGCGACGACUACAUUUUCUGGGACAGGGUGCACGGAACCCAGGCCGCCUACCACCGCUGCGUCCAUGGCUUCUUCCAUGGCUCGCCGCGCUACGCCGAGCCUAUCAGCUUCACCCAGCUGGUCACCCCACCGGCCGUCGAUCUGGAGCAUCGGUCGCCGCGCACAAAUCGGACGGCCAGGAUUUGAUCAUCAAUGGACUGGUAUUAUAGGUAUAUUAUAUGGAUUGAUAUCUCACGGUACCUCCAAAAGACUACAGAAUUAUAUCAGAUAAACACAUCAUGCAAGUAUCGUUUUUCCUGAAUAAUUAAUUGCUCCUGUGCUAUGGAGCAUUUGUUGUCAUGCUUGGAAAUUAAGCAGUGUCCAUUGAUCACUGCAGAGAAAUAAUAAAAAGAAAAGUUGACAGGAGAAGAAA